UUGGUUUCUCUUGCAAUGAUAUGUGCUGUCUAUAAUAUAAAUUAUUUCUUAAACUUUUAUAAGAAUUUAAAUAUUGGAUUUAUUAAUGUACAAUUUUUUGUGUUUAAUGAAAAGGUUGCAGGUUCUAUGAAAUUAGAAUUGGCACAGUAUCGUGAAGUAGCUGCUUUUGCCCAGUUUGGUUCUGAUUUGGAUGCAUCCACCCAACAGCUUCUUAAUCGAGGUGUGCGACUUACAGAAUUAUUAAAACAAGGACAGUAUGUCCCCAUGGCCAUUGAAGACCAAGUUGCUGUUAUUUAUACUGGAGUGCGUGGUUAUUUGGAUAAAUUAGAUCCUUCACGUAUCCAGCAAUUUGAAAAGGAUUUCUUGCACCAUAUUAAAAGCAGCCACCAAGACCUGCUUAACACUAUCGCUACAGAAGGGAAAAUUAGUGAUGAAACUGACAGCAGGUUAAAGAAAAUAGUUUCAGAUUUCAUAGCUACCUUCCAAGCUUAAAUUGAAUUUUUUUGAAGAAAGUUGUAUUACUUUAACUUAUCAUUAAAUAGGUGUAUUGUUUAAUCUUCACUCAUAGAAAUGGAAGAAAAAAAUCAGCAAUCAUAUUUAGAAAACAUAAUGUGUUAUCUUUCAGUAUGGUAUCUUCUUGUAAAAAAAUUAAAUAUUGAUCCUUUUUUGUACAAUAAAGAAUUUACCAUUCUUUUA
Molecule: messenger RNA, 696 nt
Organism: Stegodyphus dumicola
Lineage: Eukaryota; Metazoa; Arthropoda; Arachnida; Araneae; Eresidae
Gene: blw
Product: ATP synthase subunit alpha blw, mitochondrial
Biological process (GO): proton motive force-driven ATP synthesis; proton transmembrane transport
Molecular function (GO): ATP binding; ADP binding; proton-transporting ATP synthase activity, rotational mechanism
Source: RefSeq, a predicted model, not a curated record